UGAAAUUUUUGAAUUAAGUAUUAAUAUUUUUUAUUGUCUAUAAUUGACUUGAAUGAGUUUUAUUAAAAUGGGGGAAAUAUCGUUUUGAAGCAAUAUCUUUUGUUGUUCUUCAUCUACCUGUUCAUCUACUUCUAUAUGUGGUUCUACCUGGUGAAUUAGCUUCCUUUAAACUUAUGUGAGAAUCACCUUUCGCUAAAAAAUUAGGAGGGCUUCCAAAUAAUAGGACUCUCUCCAACUCCUUAGUAGGCUCAUAAGCCAAUUCCCAUUUUAGUUAAUAUUUAGGAAGUUGACUAUUAACAUACACGCAGAAAAUUUCUGUUCUCUGUCAGACUUUAAUUGACCUCUAGGAAAAUUAUUAUAGUUGAAGAAUUUGGAGGCCAUCCUCAUGUCUUUGAUAUAAAAAUUGUCUUAGCAGAUUUGCCACUUUGGAAAUGUUUUCCCUAUAUUCAUUUGAAAAAAAAAAACCUGAUAUAUUUUUCAAAGUUCUUUAGCAUUCCUAUAAAUAAUUUUCCUUUUUGUGUGUAAUGGGGAUCUGUAUAUAGUAGGAUACAGGCAGCAUGUGAUGUGCGCAUCAAGCCUUUUAAAACAGGAGUAGGAACUUUUUUUAUUAUUUGCUUUACUGCUUAUAAAGCAUGUGGUACACACUUUUCUACUCUUGUUAAUAUCUGUUCAUGUAUCCCUAGAAAUAUUUUUUCACACUGUUGCAUGUUGUUGCACUACUUCUUUCCUGUUUGCCAUUUGAAGUGUUAAUGUACUAAGAGCAACCCCUUGGAACCUUCAGUGUGCCUUUUUCUGUUAACUUCAUUUUUGAAAAUUAAAUUUUGCAGUUUCAUUUUUUUACCGCCAGACUUCUUUUCUUUAGGUUUAUUCUAAACAGAAUGGGUAAGACUUUUGAAGGCCUUUUUUGAUUUUUAGUGUUUACCUGAAUAAUCUCACAUUUUAGUCAUUCUAAAUUGAAUUCAUAUACUUAGGUAGGAUUUUAUUAUGUUAAUGGCUCUAUUUAAAACAAACCUCUUGUCACAGAGUCAUUGUUCAGAAGUGGACUUCUCAAAGAAAGUACCAUGUUUAUUUACGUAUUUUUUUGGUCCUUAGUAAUAGCUAGCACCUGUUACAACUUGGAAAGUAGAACAUUAUGGUUCCUGUUCUUUUGGUUAUCUGAGUAUGAUUGAUAGUACAUUUUCACCCCCAGAAUUACAGUAUAGUAUAGAAUUUCUAUAGAUAACUAGUGUACAUAUUGAAUUAAGAAAAAAAAAAGCCUUGGAGUAAGCUGUUUCUGUUAGAAUAGUGGAGAGCCAUAUAACUUUGCUCUAAACUAAGCCUGAUGAAGAAAGACAUAUUUAUAGCUUAAAAUACAUGCGCGCGCACACACACACUGAGUAGAAAAUGAAACUGGAUUUUCAGCUUGGUAGUGACAUUUAAGUCAUUUUUAAGAUCCUUAAAGUCUCGUAGUUUUUAUAUAUGUUCCCCUUUAUCUAAAGCUAGAGACAUGCAAGUCCAUUCAUUUACAAAGUUGAAUAGUAAAACUUUUUAAAACACUCACAAAAACUGCAAAUUUGAUAUUUUGUCCAAAACAGUGUUUAAAUCUAAUUUUUUGUUGUCAUUAAUGUUUCGAAUGUGAUCAAUUCCUAAAUUGUAGUGCAAAUUUUAUAUAUGUUUAACUUCAUUUUGUCUGACUAACAUUUCAGGUAACUACAGUUUACAUCUCACUCCAUUUAAAAACAUUGUUUCAUGUUUGGUGUCUGUUUUCUUUUCUGUGUUACAACUUUCUGCUAACAAAAGAACAUUUUUCCUGCAUUCUUCCUGUGUUUCACACUGUUAAUAGGUGUAUUCUGAGAUGAAUUUAGGUAUAUUCUGAGGUGAAAACUGCUAUGGCAAUUUAAAAGUAUUUUUACUUCCCUCUCUACAUAUUUUGAUUCUUUAUGGGGAUGGGUGGGGGCGGUAGAUGGUUUGGUUUCUUUAAAGUUCUCCCCACCACCCCCACCCCAAGAUGAGAAAGUUGAUAUUAUGCUACUUUGCUGCAGAAUUGGCUAAUGUCAUUUUACAGGGACCUUUCAUUUCUGUGAUUUCUCCUUCCCUCCCCACCAGGAAAGAAUGCCAUACAUAAGUCACACUGCCUCCAAGACAUCUGAUGCUUUGACACUCUUCCUUAGCACAACUCUGCUAAGCCCAAAUCCCUUUUGUAUACCUUAUGUUGGUGAUCCACAUGGGGCAGCAGGGAUUACAAGUGCCACGAAUAAAAAUAGAGGGCAAAGAAUUUGAGGCCUGUUAGAGAGGGGUGAGUUGAGGUGAACUGAUCCUAGGUGAGCAGAGGGGAAAGGGACAUCAAUGAUAAUGAAUGUAAUUGGGGGGAAAGGGAAAUAAUAGCAAAAGAAUCCCCACUGGGAAGAAUAAGAAAGCAGAAAAAAAGUGAACGGGGUACUACUAUUAUCAAUUUCAAUGACUUAAACUAGUUGUUAAAAAUUGAUUUUCUUUUGGGGACCAGUGCUGAAGCAUCCUGAUUGCCUAGAGUAUGUGCAUCUUUUCUAAAGUUGACAAUUGGAUUCUGUAAGAAAUAUAUAUGCAGUGGAGUUCUCUAUGUCUACGCCCUUAGGAUGUUUCUAGGUUGUUUAUUCUCUGUUGAUGCUUAGUAGCAUGAAAAACAGCAGUGUGUGCUCUCUUGAGUUUGGGGGUGGGGGUUUGUUUUGUUUUCUUUGGAUGGAAGUACUUAAGCCAACUUAAAUAUGAUGACUGAGGAUUAAGUCUGGCAGGCAACUCUGUAUUUUGUACUAGACUUCAAAAUCUUUUCUUCUUCUUCUUCUUCUUUUUUUUUUUAAAUCCAGGAGAAUGCUUUAUUGCAACUUUUAGCUGACUAGAUGCUUAACUUAGUAACAAGUUUAGCCCUUGUAACUGGCUAGCUAAAAGCAAAUCGGCUUGUUUCUCAGAUCUUUGGGGGAUAGCAAGAAACAUUUGAGUGAAUGUUGUUGAAGAUUUUCAGUAGUAUAGAAAAUGAUGGCGCUCUUGUGAUAUUUGUAAGUACAAGCAAGGAUUUGGCACAGACAUCCUAUUUCAUGGCUACCAACAGUCUACACCUUACUACCUUCUGUCUUCAGUACAAACCAACAGUGAUAGCAUGUGUAUGUAUUCAUUUGGCUUGCAAAUGGUCCAAUUGGGAGAUUCCUGUGUCAACUGAUGGAAAACAUUGGUGGGAAUAUGUCGAUCCUACAGUUACUCUAGAAUUACUAGAUGAGCUAACACAUGAGUUUCUACAAAUAUUGGAGAAAACACCUAGUAGGUUGAAGAGGAUUCGAAACUGGAGGGCCAAUCAGGCAGCUAAGAAACCAAAAGUAGAUGGACAAGUUUCAGAAACGCCACUUCUUGGUUCAUCUUUGGUCCAGAAUUCCAUUUUAGUAGAUAGUGUUACUGGUGUGCCUACAAACCCGACUUUUCAGAAACCAUCUACAUCAGCAUUCCCCGCACCAGUCCCUCUAAAUUCAGGAAAUAUUUCCGUUCAAGACAGCCAUACAUCUGAUAAUUUGUCCAUGCUAGCAACAGGAAUGCCAGGUACCUCAUACAGUUUGUCAUCACACCAAGAAUGGCCUCAGCAUCCAGAGUCAGCAAGGACAGAACAGAUGUAUUCACAGAAACAAGAGACCUCUUUGUCUGGUGGCCAGUACAAUAUCAACUUCCAGCAAGGACCUUCUGUAUCACUGCACUCGGGAUCACAUCACAGACCUGACAGAAUUUCUGAUCAUUCAUCCAUUAAGCAAGAAUAUACUCAGAAAGCAGGAAGCAGUAAACACCAUGGACCAAUUUCUGCUACCCCUGGAGUCAUUCCUCAGAAAAUGUCUUUAGAUAAAUACAGAGAGAAACGUAAGCUAGAAACCCUUGAUCUGGAUGUAAGAGAUCAUUAUCUAGCCGCCCAGGUAGAACAGCAGCACAGACACGUGCAGUCACAGUCAGCCAGCAGCAGUUCUGUCACUUCUCCCAUUAAAAUGAAAAUUCCCAUCACAAACCCUGAAAAACCUGAAAAAUACAUGGCAGAUAAGAAGGAAAAGAGUGGAUCACUGAAAUUACGGAUUCCAAUACCACCCACUGAUAAGAGUGCCAGUAAAGAAGAACUGAAAAUGAAAAUAAAAGUUGCUUCCUCAGAAAGACAUAGCUCUUCUGACGAGGGCAGCGGGAAGAGCAAGCAUUCCAGCCCACAUGUCAGCAGAGACCAUAAGGAGAAACACAAGGACCAUGCCACAAACCGCCACCACCCUAGCGGCCACAAGCAUUCCCACUCCCACAGUGGCAGCAGCAGCAGUGGCAGCAAACACAGUGCCGACGGAAUCCCGCCCACUGUUCUGAGGAGUCCCGUUGGCCUGAGCAGUGAUGGCAUUUCCUCUAGUUCCAGCUCUUCGAGGAAGAAGCUGCAUGUCAAUGAUGCCUCUCACAACCAUCACUCCAAAAUGAGCAAAAGUUCCAAAAGUUCAGGUAGUUCAUCUAGUUCUUCCUCCUCUGUUAAGCAGUAUAUAUCCUCUCACAACUCUGUUUUUAACCAUCCCUUACCCCCUCCUCCCCCUGUCACAUACCAGGUGGGCUACGGACAUCUCAGCACCCUCGUGAAACUGGACAAGAAGCCAGUGGAGACCAACGGUCCUGAUGUCAAUCACGAGUACAGUACAAACAGCCAGCAUAUGGACUACAAAGACACAUUCGACAUGCUGGACUCGCUGUUAAGUGCCCAAGGAAUGAACAUGUAAUCAUUUGUCUAGGUCCAUUUUUUCCUUUCCUUUUUUAAUUUAAAAAUGGUUAUAAUGGAAAACUUCCUCCUGAUCUAGCAGUGGUGACACCUGCUUUGCUGCCACUGCUUCGAGAUUUGUAAGUGCUGCUUUGUUCUUCAUUCUGAAAAGAAGAGAUUAUAGUAAACAAGUCUUUAUCUCCACAUAUGAUAGUGUUAUAAAUACUGUAAAAGCAUGGAAGGUGCAAAACUCAGUAUUUCUACAGUUGCAGCUAAGAACAUUAGGAUGAAUGGCUGGCUGCUUCUAGGAAUAUAAGAUGCCUCAAGCAUUCAUUAUUUAUAAUUUAAAUACUGUAGCUAUUUUAUGUUGUUGUUGCUUGGCUUUUGAAUGAGUGUACAUUGUUUUCUUUUUGUGUAUUUAUACUUGUAUGUAUGAUUUGCAUGUUUCGAUGAUAAAGGGAUAAAACAGUAUACUGACAACUGUUUACAAGAAAGUGGAGAAAAAUGUACAUACAUUUUUGUAUGUUUAGAUAUUACCAUAAAUACUCAGGAUUGGAGCUGCUUGUAAGUAUAACAAUAUAACUUUAUUUUAUCUUGUCAGAGUCCAUCACUAAUCUAAAACAAAGGUGGCACUUUUUCAUGUUAACCUUAACUCUAGGCCUUACUGGAAGCCACUGAAGGGGGACACUUCACUACAGAUGGGUAUGCAGUGCCACAGAUGGUCAUUUAUUUACACUGUGAGGCACUGAACUUUUGCCUUCAGAGCUUCUGACCAGGUUGGCUGCCGAAAUAGCCCCUAUUUUCUGAAGGCUUGAAGAGGAAAAAAUAAAGUUUACAUACUCUUGAUGUGAAGUGCAUUUUAAAUGUGUGUUGGCUUGUUGCAGUACUAUAAACACAGAGCUGUUAAUAAUGGUUAUGUAGAUUACUGUGAUUUGAAAACUAAACUCACAAAAACUUAUAUAGUGAAGAAUUAGUAAGGUUUUUUUCUUAAAUAAAGAACUUUAACACUACAUAUUUUACCAGUAAACAGGGAUUGCUUUUCCUUUAGUGUUCAGAAUGACACCGUAUUCUUAAACAUACUCCUCCCCUGAAGUGUGUUCGUGUGUGAUGCCAUAUUUCUUUUUCAGGUAAAUGCAGUCUUCCUUAUAGAAAUGAAACUAAACUUGUUGCUCUCUCAGUUCUUUUAUAUUCUAACAAUAAAUAAUAAAGGAAAGAUCAUUGACUGUGCAUUGUACCUGUGUUUACAGCUUAUGGUUGUUACCAGGAAGCUCUGUGAGAGAAAAAAGGGUUAGCCUCCAGGCGAACAGCUAGUGGAGGUUUUCCAUUUGUUUGCACAUCUCAAUCUAUUCCUGUUGAGGUCCUGUUUGCACAGUCAUCUAACUUCUGAACAAACAAUAGACUUUAACUUGUUUAAAAUUUGUCUGAAACACCAAUGAUGUGGCUCCAGUUUAUCAGCUAAUCUUGAAUUUAUUCUGUGGUAAAUCUUUGAGCUGUUGAGUAUCUUUAGAUGGGGUGAAUUCAACUUUUGUUGAAAUGAAAACUGUCUUAAUUUUUUCCUCUAUGUAUAUGAAUUAUUUUUGUUACAAAGCCACUGAUAUGUGCACAAUUGUAAUUUUACUCAAGUAUGUUGCAGUUGUAAAUAUUAGAGAGUUUAAUCUCGUGCUUUACUUUAUUUAGCAAUUACUUAAUUUGCCAGUAGCUUUAUAAUUUUUUUAAGAUAAUUGUUCAUUAUUUUGUCAAUGCUAUUUGAACUUAGGAUACUAGGAGCCUCUUUCUAGGGACUUUGCCUAGGGAGCAUAUCCUAACAUUUGUUCUUUGUCUUGCAUAACUUUAGUAAUCUUUGUCAUUACGUGUAACUUUGUUGCUCUGUAUGGCAUAUUAUUGUAUCCAUAAACACGGUAAUUUUGAUACAGUUCUACUUUUACAGUGGUACAUAAUCCAAGGACUAGUAUAGAAUUAAGCUGAUGCAAGAUGAGGGAGGGAAGGGUUUUGUUCUUGGUAAUUUAGAUGUGAAACCUCUAAGGAGCUAUCAUGUGAAACGACAUAGGGUGGUUGUGCUACUGUAUAAUUGGGGAUGAUAAUACCAGGAAUUUUAAUAAGAUUUUGUAAAGAAUAUCCAAAAAAGUAGUGAACUUAUUUUCAGUAUGACAUAGAAACAAUGUGAAUAUUUAAGGUCUGUGACUAUACUUAAACUUCACUAACAAUCUGCAGAACUGUUUCGAGAUGUGGGAAUAAAGGUAAUUUUGUUGAAUCUUUAUUGGUGCUAAUGAUGGACAGUUUAAAAGGUAGCUAGUAUAUAUUGUUAUGGGUCAGUACUUACUAGUACUUCCAGAAUUGAAUUUGAAAUGCUAUGUAUUCACUUUUCACUCUGUAAAUGUAAUUCUUUACGAUGACUUUAUUUAUUAAAGGGCAGCCAGUUGUAAUUUGUACAGGAUUGUGUGAGCUAUUCAAACUCUUUAACCUCUGAACAGGAUUAUAGCUUCCAAAUCCAUCAUGGGGAUGAAUAUGAAAAUUCUUUUAAGUUUCAUUUCCAUUAAAUGAAAACCCCUAUUACUCAUAUUACCAUUAAUUUGCUUUACCCAUCUCAUUUACAUAAAAUAGUUCAUCAGCCUAGUCCCAAUAGGCUCAACCAAAGAAAAAGACUCCAAUGAAUGGACAUUAUUACCGAGUCUUCUUGUAAGUAGCCAUAAAUAAACCAAAAUAGUAUCAUCAGAUUUAGGUAUGAAAUUCCAUAUGUGCAAAGUACUGUUAAGGUGAUUUACAUUUUUGAUGAGAUUUUUUUUUUAAUAUUUGAAAUAUUAAAAUGCAUUAUCUUUAAA
Hyaena hyaena (striped hyena) is the source of this 7521-nucleotide messenger RNA. RefSeq names its product cyclin T2 (gene CCNT2). Gene Ontology annotation, biological process: regulation of transcription by RNA polymerase II; positive regulation of DNA-templated transcription, elongation. The record is from RefSeq and is a predicted model, not a curated record. NCBI's taxonomy places the organism in Eukaryota, Metazoa, Chordata, Mammalia, Carnivora, Hyaenidae. The transcript is spliced from 5 exons. Bases 2955 to 4724 code for a protein of 589 amino acids. Gene Ontology annotation, molecular function: cyclin-dependent protein serine/threonine kinase activator activity. Gene Ontology annotation, cellular component: nucleus; cyclin/CDK positive transcription elongation factor complex.